AUUAAUGUAAUUAAUUGUGAGUUAAUUUUUAUUUUGUCUGUACUUAAUCCAAAGUCUUAUAAGUACUGCCAAACCACACCAACUAUCACCACAGAAGCAACAGACAGACAUACCCUUCUUUCUGUUUUUCCCUUUUCCUUGCUCUCACUCAAAAACAUGGAUUCUGAUCAGUUUCAGAAAAACAGCAUGUACGUAGAAACCCCUGAAGCUUUUGGUGAAGGUGGCAAAGACUUCGACGAUGAUGGACGUGUCAAGAGAACUGGAACAUGGAUAACUGCGAGUGCUCAUAUCAUAACCGCAGUUAUAGGAUCUGGAGUGUUGUCACUUGCAUGGGCGAUUGCACAAUUGGGUUGGGUGGCUGGCCCUGCGGUUCUCUUCGCCUUCUCUUUCAUCACAUACUUCACAUCAACUCUUCUUGCAGACUGUUAUCGUACACCUGACCCUGUUCAUGGCAAGAGAAACUACACCUAUUCCGACGUUGUCAAAUCCGUCUUAGGUGGGAGAAAAUUCCAACUGUGUGGAUUAGCUCAGUACAUAAAUCUGGUCGGUGUAACUAUCGGAUACACAAUAACAGCUUCAAUAAGUAUGGUGGCGGUGAAAAAAUCAAACUGUUUACACAAACAUGGACACCAUGCGAAGUGCUUCACGUCAAACAACCCUUUCAUGAUUAUCUUUGCGUGCAUCCAAAUCGUGCUUAGUCAGAUACCGAAUUUCAGCAAGCUCUGGUGGCUGUCUAUUGUUGCAGCAGUCAUGUCUUUUGCUUAUUCUUCCAUUGGACUCGGCCUCUCUGUUGCCAAAGUUGCCGGUGGCGGAAAUCAUCAUGUACGGACAACCUUAACUGGGGUGCAAGUUGGUGUGGAUGUUACAGGAUCAGAGAAGGUGUGGAGGACCUUUCAAGCUAUUGGUGACAUUGCCUUUGCUUACGCUUAUUCUAAUGUUCUCAUUGAGAUACAGGAUACCCUGAAAUCGAGUCCUCCGGAGAACAGGGUCAUGAAAAGAUCAAGCUUGAUUGGCAUCACGACAACAACCUUGUUCUAUGUACUAUGUGGCUGCUUAGGUUAUGCAGCAUUUGGAAACGAUGCACCAGGAAAUUUCCUCACCGGGUUCGGCUUCUACGAGCCCUUUUGGCUCAUAGACUUUGCUAACAUCUGCAUAGCCGUGCACUUGGUUGGAGCAUAUCAGGUUUUCUGUCAGCCAAUAUUUGGGUUCGUGGAGAACUGGAGUAAGGAAAGGUGGCCCAACAGUCAAUUUGUUAAUGGGGAGUAUACAGUGAAGUUGCCAUUGUGUGGAAGCUACAGUGUGAACUUUUUCAGGGUGGUAUGGAGAACAACAUAUGUUAUCAUCACUGCUGUCUUAGCUAUGCUGUUUCCAUUCUUCAAUGACUUCCUAGGACUGAUUGGUUCGGUGUCCUUCUGGCCAUUGACCGUUUACUUCCCCAUAGAGAUGUACAUUAAGCAGUCAAAGAUGCAAAAGUUUUCCUUCACAUGGACAUGGCUCAAGAUAUUGAGCUGGCUUUGCUUGAUUGUUUCCAUUAUUUCAGCUGUUGGCUCCAUUCAAGGCCUCGCUCAAGAUCUCAAGAAAUAUCAGCCCUUUAAAGCCCAGCAAUAGUUGUUCUCUGUAACUUUUGUUUUAAUAAAUUUAUGCUUGUGAAUGGGAUAAUGCAUUUUUAUCAAGUGCUUAUAGAUGAAAUAAUAGACAUAACACCUAUUUGCACUGUAUAAAUGUCACAAAUAAUUUCAAAGUGUUGAAAGUUUACAUUA
This is a messenger RNA of Vigna radiata var. radiata (mung bean), 1760 nucleotides long. Its product is annotated as amino acid permease 6. The transcript is spliced from 7 exons. Bases 157 to 1608 code for a protein of 483 amino acids. Lineage: Eukaryota; Viridiplantae; Streptophyta; Magnoliopsida; Fabales; Fabaceae. Gene Ontology annotation, cellular component: plasma membrane. The record is from RefSeq and is a predicted model, not a curated record.